Messenger RNA from Rotaria sp. Silwood1, 1827 nucleotides. The record is from the annotation of a GenBank genome assembly. NCBI's taxonomy places the organism in Eukaryota, Metazoa, Rotifera, Eurotatoria, Philodinida, Philodinidae.
AUGUUGCCGAAAGUUCGUCGUUUUCUUAAUAAUACUAAUAAUAAUUCCUUUAUAAUAAAUAAUAAAUUAACUUCAUCAAUUGAUCGUUUAAGUAAUAAAAGUAGUAGUUCAAAUUCAGCAGAUGAAAACAAUGUUUAUACAGAAACAUUAUUAUAUAUUGUACAUGUUGAUGAAAUUAAAUUAACAACUGAUCAAGAACAUGAUACUAAUGAUAAACAACAAUCAAGUCAACUAAUGAGAAGAAUAUCAAAACGGACAACAGCUAGUUUUAAUGAACGAGAACAAAAUCGAGAAAUUCAAACAUCAACACCACCUUCAUUUAGUUUUUCGAAUCCAUUUCGACGUUUGAAUAAUUUACUUAAAGCAACUGACAAAUCUAUACUAAGUCCAUCAACACCAAACCUCAAUGUAACACCACUAUGUUCGUCAACAGCAAAAAAGUCUUCUACGUUUAAACGAUCUCGUUCACAAAAUCAAAAUAGUAACGAACUAUUUCCUCCACCUCCACCUGAAUUUCUCAAUGAUAACCAAAUAAUCAGUUCAGAAAAACAACCAAAUAUUCGAGCCAGUGGUCCCGGUCUAAAAGAUGGUUUUGUUAAUGAUCUUUGUCAUUUUGAUUUGAACGCACCUGAUGCUGAAUUACAAAAACUUGUUAUUGCUAUUGAUGGUCCAUCCAAAGCUGAUAUUCAAAUUGAAGUUAUUAAUACAGGAAUCUAUCGAGUUUAUUACAAAUGUCGAUCACCUGGUAAAUAUCAUAUAUCAUUGACAUAUAAUGGUGCACAUAUUGAUAGUUCACCGUAUCAUUUAUCAUUACAUACUCAAUCAUCUCAAGAACAGGUUGUACCACCUGCUAAUAUUCCAAUUCGUGCAGUUAUUGAACCUAUAGAAUUUCAUGUUAAUACUCCAUCUAUAGUCAAUGUUCGUCCAGAGACAUCAUGUAAUAUCUUUCAAGCUUAUAUACAAGCACCACAAGGAAAUAUUAAUUUACCAAUAACAGUGCAUAAAUCAGCUAAAUCAGAAUGUUACGAAAUUUUUUUUAUACCAAAUACAUGUGGUAAUUAUUGGCUUAAUAUAAAUCUUAAUCAUAUGCCCAUUAUCGAUAAUCCUUGUCGAUUAACUAUACGACCAUGUUCUUCUAUGAAAUCAAUGGUUAACAGUAAAGAAGAACUAUUUCAUGCGUACACUGGAGAAUUAAGUCAAUUUUUUGUAUCAAAAUCACCAUAUGAUUCGUCAUUGAGUACAGGAAAUUUUUCUGUCGGUAUCAGUGGACCAUCAACUGUUUUUCUUGAUGCUAAUGAAACUGAAUAUGGUUAUGAAUUUCAUUAUAAACCAAUUCGAAGUGGAAAAUAUUUAAUAACAGUGAAAAAUAAUGGAAAACAUAUUCAAGGAAGUCCAUUUAUUUGUCGUGUUUAUGAUAAACAUAAAGAAAAUCAAACAACUAGUUGUGAUACAUUAGGACCUAUUCAAUCGAAAUUAAAUCAUGUUAAUAGUCAUAUCGAUUUUGAUACUCUUCGUUCAUCAAUGACAGGUGAUGCUUCACAAAUUUGUGUGUUUGGUACUGGUCUAUACGAAGCUAAAAAACGACGAAAAGCAUCAUUUAAAAUUGAUGCUAGUCAAGCAGGUCCUGGUAUACUUUUAGUUGGUCUUUAUUCUCCUCUUGGUCCUUGUGAACGUCUUGUUGUCAAACGUAUCAUGCCACAUUCACCUGGUUUUAUCUAUAAAGUAUCUUAUCGAGUACGAACACGUGGUCAAUAUCUAUUAACAAUUCUUUAUGGAGUAAAUAUGGAACAUGUGCCUGGAAGUCCUUAUCUUGUGCUUGUCGAAUAA